Messenger RNA from Oncorhynchus gorbuscha (pink salmon), 2450 nucleotides. RefSeq names its product 5-beta-cholestane-3-alpha,7-alpha-diol 12-alpha-hydroxylase-like. The record is from RefSeq and is a predicted model, not a curated record. Gene Ontology annotation, molecular function: iron ion binding; sterol 12-alpha-hydroxylase activity; heme binding. The transcript has a single exon. Bases 166 to 1704 code for a protein of 512 amino acids. NCBI's taxonomy places the organism in Eukaryota, Metazoa, Chordata, Actinopteri, Salmoniformes, Salmonidae.
CAAAACACCAAAGUCUAUAGUGGUUCCCUGAGUCUGUAAAAGUGAUUUAGUAAACUAAGGGGACUCCCACAGUGCUUAGGGAAGGGGAGGAGCAUGGCUGUCUUCAACACAAAGGAAUUGAAUCUGUGCUCCAGACUGGCUCAGUGAGAACGAAGAGGAAAGAACAUGGGCUUUUUGCUUCCAAUCCUUCUGGCUUUGCUAGCCUCUGUCCUGGGAGGCCUCUACUUUCUUGGGGCCUUCAGGCAGCGUCGACCCGGGGAACCCCCACUGGACCGGGGCCCAAUCCCCUGGCUGGGCCACGUCCUGGAGUUCCGUAGGGACACUGCAAUGUUUCUGGAGAGAAUGAAGAGGAAGCAUGGGGAUAUUUUCACCAUACAGCUGGGAGGAUUAUAUUUCACAUUCCUCAUGGACCCUCUAUCCUUCGGGACGGUAGUGAAGGAGGCUCGCGCCAAGCUGGACUUCACCAAAUUCGCACAGCAGCUGGUGCAGAAAGUGUUUGGUUACCACUCCAUGGAGAAUGACCACAAGUUUCUGCAGAUGUCCAGCAACAAGCACCUGAUGGGGGAUGGGUUAGUGGUAAUGACACAGGCCAUGAUGAGCAACCUACAGAAUCUAAUGCUGCACAGUGUAGGGACAAAGCAUGAUAGAAAUAAGACCUGGAAUGAGGAUGGCCUGUUCAACUACAGCUACAAUAUUGUCUUCAGGGCAGGCUACCUGGCUCUGUUUGGUAACGAGACACCAAAAUCCCCAGGGAGCUUAGAGAAAGCCAAAGAGGUCGACAGAGAGGAGUCCCAGGAGCUCUUCCGUGAGUUUCGUAAGUACGACCAGCUCUUCCCCAAUCUCGCCUACGGGGUCCUGCCUCCGGGGGAGAAGAGGGAGGCAGAGAGGCUGAAGAGGUUGUUCUGGAACAUGCUGUCAGUGCAGAAGAUGAAGACUAAGGAUAACAUCAGUGGCUGGGUGCGCGAGCAGCAGCAGUCGAGGGAAGAGCAUGGCAUGGAGGACUUCAUGCAGAACAGGUACAUGUUCCUCCUCCUCUGGGCUUCCCAGGGGAACACCGGCCCUGCUGCCUUCUGGCUUCUCCUUUACCUCAUGAAGCACCCAGAGGCCAUGAAGGCUGUGCAGGGGGAGGUGGAGGAGGUGCUGAAGGAGACAGACCAGGAGGUGAAGCACGGUGGACCCCUCAUCGACCUGACCCGGGACAUGCUGCUGAAGACGCCCAUUCUGGACAGCGCUGUGGAAGAGACCCUCCGCCUCAUUGCUGCCCCUGUCCUCACCAGGGCCGUACUCCAGGACAUGUCCCUCAGGAUGUCUGACGGAAAUGAGUACCGCAUCAGAGAGGGAGACAGGGUGGCCCUCUUCCCUUACACCGCUGUUCAUAUUGACCCAGAGGUCCACCCCGACCCACUCACCUUUAAAUAUGACCGCUUCCUGACCCCAGAGGGGGGUAAAAAAACAGAUUUUUACAAAGGUGGGAAGAAGUUGAAGUACUACAACAUGCCGUGGGGUGCUGGGAUCACCAUGUGCCCUGGGCGCUUCUUUGCCACCAACGAGCUGAAGCAGUUUGUCUUCCUCAUGCUCACGUACUUUGACUUUGAGCUCAAGAACCCAGAGGAAAAGAUACCUGAUAUUGACAUAAAGCGCUGGGGCUUUGGGUCCAUGCAGCCAACCAAAGAUAUCCAGUUUAGAUACAGACUCAGGUUUUAAAAAUGAGUGACUGACACGAACCAGCCAUUAACAACACUUUGAAUGUAAAUGUCAAUUUUCUGAGCUGUUAAUUUGAUGUUGAUUAUUAUAAACUAGCUUACGCCUAAACAUGAUUUUAUCUAGAGUAAAUAGUACAGCAACAAGUGGUACAGUAUUACAAUACUGGAUAUAAUUGUUGUAUUUAUUAGAGGAGAAAUCAUCAACUUUGUCUCUCAAAAAAAACAUCUUUAAGGAUUCGUUUUGAGUCAGCUGGAAAGCAGACAUUGCAAAAUGGAAAGCUGACAUGAGUAGAAAAAAAUAAAGACUGUAAAGCUGGUUUACAGAUAGUAUUAGAAAUGCACAGAUGAUAAGAACCAACUACAUGUAGGAGUUGAGUUGACAAUUAUUUUAAGAUGUGGGAAGAAGUGUACUAUAUUGCAGGGGCCUACUCCCACUGGGGAGCCAGGCCGACACACUGAGGAGCCAGGCCCAGCGAAUCAGAUUGUACAUUAAUAGGGUUCAUAGCUUUCACCUGGAUUCACCUGGUCGGUCAAUAUUAUAGAAACAGCAGAUGUUCCUAAUGUUUUGUACACUCAGUGUAUGUCACAGUGCUUCUAUGGCUAUAUACACCAUGCCACUGUCUAUUUAAUUUGUUCAUUUAGCAAACAAGACAGAACCAUUGCUCUUUGAAAAACAUUGUGAUAAGCAUUACAUCUUUGUGUUUUUUUCCUCCUGUCAAAUGUAAUAAAAUAUGCUUUUAAAGCCUU